AUGUCAAUUUGUGGGGUGCAGUCUGGUGGAAUGGAAAAACGUUUGCAAGCUUCUCAUCUUGGUCCACAUGUGCAUAAGUGUCGUCGUUAUGCUGUAGCUCAAGACAGAUUAAGGUCACACUGGGCAAAACCGGCUCGUCAAUGGUUUGAAGAUUGUGGGCUUCGAUUAUUAGACUGGCCGCCUCAUUCGCCUGAAUUUAAUGCCAUUGAAUACGUGUGGCACUGA
This is a messenger RNA of Didymodactylos carnosus, 225 nucleotides long. The record is from the annotation of a GenBank genome assembly. Lineage: Eukaryota; Metazoa; Rotifera; Eurotatoria; Philodinida; Philodinidae.